CCCCCACAAACCCCCCAUCUUUAUCAAAAGCACAAAAAAAGAGAGAAGAAAAUAACAGAGAGAGAAGGUUUUGCACUGAAUCUUGAGGCGAAACGAAACAUAACAUACUCGUCAUUCUUCGUCCUCUUCUAUCAACAACUGGUCUAUCAUGGCGGAUCUCUUUGGAACCGCUUCUCCUUCAGAUCCCGAGCCCCAAGAAUUCUCCUCUUUCCUCCAGCAACUCCUCCACAAUUCCUCUUCAUCGUCAACUUCAUCUUCUUCUGCCUUGCCUCUCAAGCCUAAAAUGGUGCACUCAUUAUCUGCUCCACGGCAGCUGUCGGUGCUACCCGAGGUCGGGAAUUUCGUGGAUCGUCUUCGGUUUGGGGUUGCGGCCAACCUGUCGGAGUCAGACGGUGUAAAUAAUUUCUUUGGAGCCCUGCCUGUUGGAGUCGUGGAUUCUGAUGCAAACGCCACCUCGAAGAGGAGAGCGGUGUCGAUGGAGAAUAGUGUUGGCUAUUUAAGUUGCGACAGCGAGAACGGCCCUGAUGCGACAGAGGGGCCAUCCAAGCCUCGGAAUUCGUCGAAGAGGAGCAGAGCUGCAGAGGUUCAUAAUUUAUCUGAAAAGAGGAGGAGAAGUAGAAUAAAUGAGAAAAUGAGAGCUCUUCAGAACCUAAUCCCAAACUCUAACAAGACGGAUAAGGCUUCUAUGCUGGAUGAGGCAAUUGAAUAUCUGAAGCAGCUUCAGCUACAAGUGCAGAUGCUAUCAAUGAGAAAUGGACUGAGCUUGCACCCUUUGUGCUUGCCUGGAGUAUUACAGCAUGUGCAAGGGUCUACAAUGGGAAUGGGCUUUGAUGAAGGAAUUGGAUUGUUUAAUGCCAAUGUAUCAGCUGGCACAUUUUCCACAAAUGAAAGCUUAAUGCAAACAGCCCUUGGCCUUCCCAGCCAAUGCACAAAUGCACAUCCCUCUACUCUUAUAUCGUCAGUGACAAAUAUCUCCCCUUCUGAAACAGUUUUUGAGUCCACAAUGCAUGCACAGUAUGUUCCCGUCAAUCUCUCCAUGUCUUCCGAGGAAUCCUGCAGGGAAGGCUUCCAAGUGCAGAUGGAUUCGGAUCACAAUGGGAAGAACUCUUCAUCUGGUGUAUUGUAGUUGAGCCUGUAUUUCGCGUAUAGGAUGUUUGAAAUUUCAGCCACCAUAGCCAAUAGUUUUUUCAUUCAUUCUUUUUCCUUCCAACACAACAGCUAAUACAAAAAAGAAACAAAAAAACUGCUGUAAUUUCACUCGUAUAUUUAUGAUGUAAAUUGUGAAAGGAUAUCAUAAUUUUGGGAAGCAGAUCGUUGACUCCCAUUGACCUCUGAUAGAAAUGUCGAAGUUCUGGUUUUAACA
Molecule: messenger RNA, 1363 nt
Organism: Tripterygium wilfordii
Lineage: Eukaryota; Viridiplantae; Streptophyta; Magnoliopsida; Celastrales; Celastraceae
Product: transcription factor UNE10-like
Exons: 6
Coding region: 149-1126 (325 amino acids)
Cellular component (GO): nucleus
Molecular function (GO): protein dimerization activity
Source: RefSeq, a predicted model, not a curated record